Messenger RNA from Emericellopsis atlantica, 1791 nucleotides. RefSeq lists its product as uncharacterized. Gene Ontology annotation, molecular function: NADP binding; flavin adenine dinucleotide binding; N,N-dimethylaniline monooxygenase activity. The transcript has 2 exons. The record is from RefSeq and is a predicted model, not a curated record. Lineage: Eukaryota; Fungi; Ascomycota; Sordariomycetes; Hypocreales; Bionectriaceae. The coding region runs from base 1 to 1791 and encodes 596 amino acids.
AUGAAAGUCGCCAUCAUCGGUGGCGGACCCUCUGGUCUAGCAACAUUGCGCUUCCUGCUCCACGCGCACGAGUUCUUCCCCAUUGACCCAAUCGAAGUCCGUCUGUUCGAGGGCGACAAGACAAUUGGCGGGACCUUUGUGCAGCGCGUGUACGAGGAUGCCGAGCUGGUCUCGUCAAAGUACCUGACUGCCUUUUCCGACUAUCGCCUUCCCAGGAAGUCUGGGGACUUUGUAACCCCCAAGGAAUACGUGAACUUCCUCAAUUCCUAUGUCCGGCACCACCGCCUCGACCGCAGCAUUGAGCUAGAGACCAAGGUCAUGAGCGUGAGCCGCAGUGUUCAAGGCGGCCACAAGGUUGAAAUUCGUCGCCCUGAUGGCAGCACUGAAGAAUGGGUUUCUGAUGCCGUUGCUGUGUGCACCGGGCUCAACAUGAACCCUCGCAUCCCUGACAUGAAGAACCUCGACAAGAUUCCCGAGGUUCUCCACUCCUCCCAGAUCAAGAAUCGUCGACAAUUCGGUUCAGGCGCCAAGGUCGUGGUCAUGGGCGCGGGUGAGGCGGCCAUGGACAUGGCUCAUUUGGCCGUGACAUCGGGGGCCAAGUCCGUCUAUCUCUGCCACCGGGCUGGCUUCUUCUGCGCACCCAAGGUGAUCCCCGUCCCCAUCCCGUAUGGCAAGGGUGCCGCUGCCUACAUGUACAACAAGCCCGUGGAUGCUUCCGUGGCGAGCCUUUUCAACACGGCCUACGUCCACCCCGUCCUCCAGCGCAGCUCACUCUUGUGGACUGCCUAUGACCAGUGGAUCAAGAAAAUGCACAUGCUCAUCUCCGGCACGGAAGAGGGCCCCGACCAGUGGGUUGGCCACAUGAGCAAGGAGCGCAAACACGUCAACUCUGUAUUCUUUGUCAAGUCGGACCGCGCCAUUCGCUACAUGUCCGAGGGACAUCGUUCCGAAUCAUGGUGGAACAAGAAGCGCACUGCGUUUCUCAAUGUCCCUUUGAAACCGACCUUUGGGCGGAAGAUUCAUGUCUGCGCGUGGCCUGAAGAGAUCGACAAUGAGGGCUGUAUGGCGUUGAAGAACGAGUCGGACGCGGACCCCAAGCGCGUCAAACCUGACCUUGUCCUCAUGGCCACUGGAUAUCAGACCGAGUUCCCUUUUUUCGACGCCAGCUACCCAUCCAUCACAGACACUGAUGUUCGUGCAGUGUACAACAGCGACAACAUUGAUGUCGGAUUCAUCGGGUUCGUUCGUCCCAGCAUUGGUGCCAUCCCGCCUCUGGCCGAGCUGCAGGCCCAGUUUUGGAUCCUACGCCUUCUACAGGACCAAUUCCCGGACAAGAUGCCCACGGGUCCGUCCAACGAUGCCCUGGCAGGGUACGAGAUGGACUGGCAGCUCAAGGCCCGCGCCGGAUACGACUUGUUCGCCAGCAAGCGCGGCGUUGACCACGAGAGCUACGCCUACCAGCUGGCUCUGGACAUGGGCGCCGCGCCCAAUAUUGGCUUCGUCAUGCGCAAGGGCUGGAAGAUCCUGUUCACCUGGGCCAUGGGGUCCAACUUCAACCCCAAGUUCCGCCUAGUUGGGCCUUGGAAAAGCGAGGCUGUCGCGCUGCAAAUCAUGGAGAAGGAGCUUUACCCGGUGGUCAAGAUGUCGGGUGGCGCUGUCUACCUGCUGACCUACACGGUCAUUCCUUUUGUCUGCUUUGGGUUACUCAGCCUGUUCUUGUACGCGUGCUCCAUGAUUGCAAAGCCCUUUGCUACCGUUGGUAACCUGUUUGCCAAAAAGAAGAACAAGUAG